AUGAUCGAACCGGUGGUGCAAUACCACGGGAAAUGGCCGUUCCAUCGGUUCCUGGGCAUCCAAGAGCCCUUCUCUGUUCUCUUCUCGCUGCUGAACUUCCUGGCGCACCGAGAAGGCAUGGCGCGGCUCCGCGAGAAGAUCCCGGCCCAAUAUCCGCUGCGACCGUACUACCUGGGGUUCGGGUAUUUCGGGCUGGCCAGCUGGAUCUUCAGCAUGCUCUUCCACACGCGCGACUUCAACGUCACGGAGAAACUGGACUACUUCGCCGCCGGGGCCAGCGUGCUCUACGGGCUCUACUACGCGCCGAUCCGCAUCUUCCGGCUCGACCAGGCCGACGCCACCAAAAAGAGCAUUCUGCGGGUCUGGACGGUGUUUUGCCUCUUGCUGUACCUCGCCCACAUCACGUACCUGACCGCUUGGAGUUGGGAUUACACGUACAACAUGGCGGCCAACGUCGUGGUCGGCCUCGUCCAGAAUGUCCUGUGGUCCUGGUUCAGUUUGUCGCGGUACCGCCAGCUUCACAAGUCGUGGACCGUCUGGCCUGGUAUGAUUGUUGCGUGGAUCGCCCUGGCGAUGAGUCUGGAGCUGUUUGAUUUCCCGCCCGUCGGGGGUAUGAUUGACGCCCACAGUCUGUGGCAUUUGGGGACGGUGGUCCCGACGGUGUGGUGGUAUAGCUUUCUUAUCAAGGAUGCUCAAGAAGACCUGGCCAGUCAACGGCUGAAAGCUUGA
Messenger RNA from Capronia coronata CBS 617.96, 729 nucleotides. RefSeq lists its product as uncharacterized. The record is from RefSeq and is a predicted model, not a curated record. Bases 1 to 729 code for a protein of 242 amino acids. Gene Ontology annotation, cellular component: endoplasmic reticulum membrane. Gene Ontology annotation, biological process: GPI anchor biosynthetic process. Lineage: Eukaryota; Fungi; Ascomycota; Eurotiomycetes; Chaetothyriales; Herpotrichiellaceae. The transcript is spliced from 2 exons. Gene Ontology annotation, molecular function: hydrolase activity, acting on ester bonds.